GGGAGGAGCACCUCGGAACGGGUGGUGGAUCUGCUGAACCAGGCGGCGCUGAUCGGGAGCGAGGGGAAAAUCACCAUCCUGAAACAGGUGCAGGAGCUGAUCAUCAACAAGGACCCCACGCUGCUGGACAACUUCCUGGAUGAAAUCAUCGCCUUCCAGGCCGACAAAUCCAUCGAGGUGCGGAAAUUCGUGGUGGGGUUCAUCGAGGAGGCCUGCAAGAGGGACAUCGAGCUGCUGCUGAAGCUGGUGGCCAACCUGAACAUGCUGCUCAAGGACGAGAACGUCAACGUGGUCAAAAAGGCCAUCCUGACCAUGACCCAGCUCUACAAGGUGGCCCUGCAGUGGAUGGUGAAGUCCAAGGUGAUCAGCGAGCUGCAGGAGGCCUGCUGGGAGAUGAUGUCCUCCAUGGCCAGCGACAUCAUCCUGCUGCUGGACUCGGACAACGACGGCGUCCGCACGCACGCCAUCAAGUUCGUGGAGGGGCUGAUCGUGACGCUGUCGCCGCGCACGGCCGACUCGGACGUGCCCAAGCGUCACGAGAACGACGUCAGCCUGGAGCGCAUCCCGCGCGACCACCCCGUCAUCAAGUACAAACGCCCUGGCCCCUCGCCACGCCAGCGGCCCAUGUUCAUGGCCGAGGUCAUCCAGGCCUACGGGACCCUCCAUGCCAACCUGCCGCCCACGCUGGCCAAGUCCCAGGUGAGCAGCGUGCGGAAGAACCUGAAGCUGCACCUGCUGAGCGUGCUGCGCCACCCGUCCAGGUGUCCCCACCGCCCCUCCCCCCUGCUGGUGGACCUGGGCACGCUGGCCAAGUCCCAGGUGAGCAUGCCCAGCCGCGGAAGCCAACGGAAAUGGCCCCAGGACGAGCCCGACGCCGUCCUCAAGAAGAUGAAGAUCGAGCCGCCCCUGGGCGAGGAUGACGAGGACAAAGACCUGGAGGCGCCGGCGGUGGCCGUGGCCAAAGUGGCCGGAGCGGUCACUGUCCCCUCGGACACCGACAUCACGGCCGAGUUCCUGCAGCCGCUGCUGACCCCUGAGAACGUGGCCAACCUGGUGCUGAUCAGCAUGGUGUACCUGCCCGAGGCCAUGCCCGCCUCCUUCCAGGCCACCUACACGCCCGUGGAGUCGGCCGGCACCGAGGCGCAGAUCAAGCACCUGGCCCGGCUCAUGGCCACCCAGAUGACCGCAGCCGGCCUGGGGCCAGGUCAGGGGACACCCCCGGCCCCAGAAAUCGGGGUGGAUUUGGGAGAAAUCGGGAUCGGGGUGGAAUUUGCAGAGGUUGGGCUGGCGGGCGCCGGGGGCCGUAAGAAGGUGUUCCGCCUCAGCGACGUGGUGAAGCCGCUCAGCGAGGUGCAGGUGGAGAAGCUGAAGCUCGGCGCCGUGCGCCGCAUCCUGCACUCCGAGAGGGCCGUGGCGGCCAGCGGGGCCGCGAAGGCCCGUGUGAAGAUCCUGGCCUCGCUGGUGACCCAGUUUGAGAUUCCCAUCAAGGGCGAGAUGCUCUCCUUCAUCCUGGACGACGUGCGGGGCCGCCUGGACCUGGCCUUCGCCUGGCUCUUCCACGAGUACAACGCGUACCUGGAGCGCGGCGGCGGCGGCCUGGAGCGCUACGACGAGUGCCUGAUCGGGCUGCUGGCCGGGCUGCAGGAGAAACCCGACCAGAAGGACGGGAUCUUCACCAAGCUGGUGCUGGAGGCGCCGCUGAUCACCGAGAGCGCCCUGGAGGUGAUCCGCAAGUACUGCGAGGACGAGAGCCGCACCUACCUGGGCAUGUCCACCCUGAGGGACCUGAUCUUCAAACGGCCAGCGCGCAAGUUCCAGUACCUGCACGUGCUGCUGGACCUCAGCUCCCACGAGAAGGACAAGGUGCGGCAGCAGGCACUGCAGUUCAUCAAGCGCAUGUACGAGAAGGAGCAGGUGGCACACAGGUGUGAGAAGUUCGCCCUCAAUUACCUGCAGCUCCUGGUGCACCCCAACCCCCCCUCCGUGCUCUUCGGGGCCGACAAGGACACAGAGGUGGCGGCGCCCUGGACCGAGGAGACCAUCAAGCAGUGCCUGUACCUGUACCUGGCCCUGCUGCCCCACAACCACAAGCUGAUCCACGAGCUCGCCUCCGUCUACACCGAGGCCAUCGCCGACAUCAAGCGCACGGUGCUGCGCGUCAUCGAGCAGCCGAUCCGCGGGAUGGGGAUGAACUCCCCGGAGCUGCUGCUGCUGGUGGAGAAUUGCCCCAAGGGCGCCGAGACCCUGGUGACGCGCUGCCUGCACAGCCUGACGGACAAAGUGCCACCCUCGCCCGAGCUGGUCAAGCGCGUCAGGGAUCUCUACCACAAGCGGCUGCCGGACGUCCGGUUCCUCAUCCCCGUCCUCAACGGGCUGGAGAAGAAAGAGGUGAUUCAGGCGCUGCCCAAACUCAUCAAACUCAACCCCAUCGUGGUCAAGGAGGUCUUCAACCGCCUGCUGGGGACACAGCACGGUGACGGCGCCUCGGCCGUGUCCCCCCUGAACCCCGGGGAGCUCCUGAUCGCCCUGCACAACAUCGACUCCUCCAAGUGUGACAUGAAAUCCAUCAUCAAAGCCACCAACCUGUGCUUUGCCGAGCGCAACGUUUACACCUCGGAGGUGCUGGCGGUGGUGAUGCAGCAGCUGAUGGAGCAGAGCCCGCUGCCCAUGCUGCUGAUGCGCACGGUGAUCCAGGCCCUGACCAUGUACCCCCGCCUGGGGGGCUUCGUCAUGAACAUCCUGUCCAGGCUCAUCAUGAAACAGGUGUGGAAGUACCCCAAGGUGUGGGAGGGGUUCAUCAAGUGCUGCCAGCGCACCAAGCCCCAGUCCUUCCAGGUGGUUCUGCAGCUGCCCCCGCCCCAGCUCGCCGCCGUCUUCGAGAAAUGCCCGGAGCUGCGGGAGCCCCUGCUGAGCCACGUGCGCGCCCUCACCCCGCACCAGCAAGCGCACAUCCCCCUGUCCACCAUGGCCAUCCUGGAGGCCACCACGCGCCACGAGCCCGAGGGGACACCUGGAGAGGAGAAGCCCCCCAAGCGCCCCCCGAGCUCCGAGGAGGAUCCCAAGGCCAAGGGGGGGGUCCCGGCCCCCGGGGGGGGUCCCGGGGGCUGCUCGGGGUCCCCUCCCCCCCCCCUCGAGGGAGCCCCCCCGGAGCUGGAGCCCCCCCCCAUCUUCAUCAGCGCGGCCGAGGAUGAGGAGAGCUCGGGGGGGGGAGGGGACGCGUCCCCCCCGGACCCCGCCCUGGACCCCCCCAAGGACCACCCUGCGGGCACGGAGCCCCCCCUGCCCCUCCCCCUCCCCGGCGAGGCCCCGCCCCCCAGCCCCCCCUCGUCGGAGCCGCCCCCCCCCGGCACCCAGAGCCCCCCCCCGGGGGGGGUCCCCGAGGGUCCCUGCGAGGGCUGAGGGGGGGCGGGGAGACCCCCGAGACCCUCCCCCGGCUGUGGGGGCG
This is a messenger RNA of Camarhynchus parvulus, 3445 nucleotides long. It is a transcript of the gene SYMPK, whose product is annotated as symplekin. The record is from RefSeq and is a predicted model, not a curated record. Gene Ontology annotation, cellular component: mRNA cleavage and polyadenylation specificity factor complex. NCBI's taxonomy places the organism in Eukaryota, Metazoa, Chordata, Aves, Passeriformes, Thraupidae.